Rhizoctonia solani is the source of this 1353-nucleotide messenger RNA. RefSeq names its product transcriptional regulatory protein. Lineage: Eukaryota; Fungi; Basidiomycota; Agaricomycetes; Cantharellales; Ceratobasidiaceae. Gene Ontology annotation, molecular function: zinc ion binding; DNA-binding transcription factor activity, RNA polymerase II-specific. Gene Ontology annotation, biological process: regulation of DNA-templated transcription. The coding region runs from base 1 to 1353 and encodes 450 amino acids. The transcript has 7 exons. The record is from RefSeq and is a predicted model, not a curated record.
AUGCCAUCUCGACACGGCUCUGUCCACUCUCUCAACUCGCCGCCGACACACUCGCUGCUGUAUACAAGGAGCGAGAUGGAGAUGCUUGGGUCCCAGCACCCGUCUCUGACUAAUCUGGACUCGAUCGAGCGCUACGACAUGUACGAUGGCCAGCCCCCUUCCACCGCUGCGAGCACUUUCAGCGAUCCCUCAACGGUCCGUCCGAAGCGCAAGCAAGUCAAGAACGCAUGUUCCGCCUGCCAGCGCGCCUGUAAGCGCUGUGAUGUCGGCCGCCCCUGUGAGCGCUGCAUCAAGUACGGCAUGGCCGAGUCCUGCCGUGACUCUCAGCGCAAGGAGCGCAAGAAGGGUAUCAAGCGUGGUCCAUACAAGAAGCGAGAUGGCAUGAUCAACGAGCUCCAACGCAUGUCUCCAAAGCGCAUCUCCCGAAUCGAUGUCGAACCUCUUCCGCUCCAACAACAACAGCCCAAACCGCAUCUGCCCAGGUACAGGUACAACAGCUCCCUGCAAGGUCCAACCAUUAUGCGUAUCAACCUCGGCCAUCAUGUCCCAGAACACACACACCACCCCUCUCCCUCGCUGGUAACCACCAUUCCAUACCCCCAAUCUGAACCCCCAAUCCUCCUCGAGCUACCACCAAUCCGAGGAGCACGAGAGUCCCUCCCAGCCCACUCACCACCAGGACUAUUCGCGCCACGCCCAGCCUAUCCAGGACUACAAUCGGUCUCCCAUGUCCACCUUGCAGUACCCAUCCCCAGACCAGUCCCCACCUCCCCGUCCAUCACGAUCACUCUUAUCAAUCUCAAUCGGACCAAAUCCCGCACGACCAUGAAUCUCACGACCCGCGCGGCAUCGACUCGUACUACGCCACCCACCAGCAUCACCACCAGCAUCAACAGCAGAGCCGGGCAGCGUAUUCCAACAGCAGUCGUAUUACCAGAGCUACAACGCGUAUCAGCAGUCGUCCACGAGCUAUGGUUCUUCUCACUCGCAGCAACACAACAGCAGCAACAGCAGUAUGGGUAUUCACAGAACCAUGUGUCUCAGCAGCAGGACAUGGCCCAGGGCCAGGCCGAGACGGGAUACUCUCAGCAUCUCAACUACUCGCCUGGAUCGUCGUCGAUCAAUACAUACCCAACACAGCCCCACCAGCACAUAAAUGAAACCAACAUUCAGCUACAGUAUUCAUCUAUGCGCUCGCCCAUGAAGAUGCUCCAUCGAGGGAGCAUUGACGCGACGGCUGGUAUGGUGGCGCAUCCUCACCACCACCCACACCACUCACAGCAGCACCACACCCACCACCAACACCAACACCACUCGCAGCAUGCUGGCAACGUGCAAGUCCAAUCCAAUUGA